AUGCCGAUGCAGCAACUGGUUGACGUCCGCCUUUGGCUGGAUGGCCAACUAGCAAAAGAGCUUCCAGGUCCUGUUACUGAUAAAGACGAUGACAAUGUACUCACCAGAUACGUCGAGAUCAAGGCUGGUCAACAUAAUGGUUCGCGUCGUGCCUGGGACGGUGAGAGAAGCCACUGGGCACAUUUCAACUACACUUUCGGUGCAUUUGGAGCCAGUGAGAAUGACCAGAUGCCUAAAGGCCUUGGACUUGAGCAAGUCUCACGAAUCGGUUCAAUUCGCGUCGCCUUUUACCGAGCCAGGCGUGUCAAAACUGAGCCCUGGCUUGACAACGGAACGCUGCCACAGGUGCUCGAUGAAGUCCCAGAGAAAGCUGUGAAGGGUUCCGAGAUCAAAGCCAAUACAAAGCAUGGUAAAGCACUCGAGUUCAUCUUCCUGUACCGUACACGCAAAGCAUCAGAAGCGUUGCAGAACCUCGGAAUCAUUGAGAGAAGCCCUUCACCGCUACCUGAUCCUCUUCUGCGUGCGGAGAGAGCUGAAGCUGUGGCGGAAGAUGCCUGGCGUAGGAUCAAGGACCUCGAAGUCCAGCUACAUGGAGGAGUUAUUCCAAGCACCGCAACGAUCAAGGCGGAUCCAGAUUCCUAUCACGGUCGCAACCACGCUGUGUCUGCCAUCAAGCAAGAAAGCGCCAUGCGUGUUGCAAUUAUGCCUCUCAACACUACAUCCGCGGAACGCAAACAUCCCGAGUUUGCCAUUGACGAUGAUGAGAUCUUAGAGGUGGCUCCGCCUGCGAAGAAGCCUCGUGUGGUCAUUGAUUUGACUAACGAUUGA
Messenger RNA from Cyphellophora europaea CBS 101466, 828 nucleotides. RefSeq lists its product as uncharacterized. Bases 1 to 828 code for a protein of 275 amino acids. The transcript is spliced from 6 exons. Lineage: Eukaryota; Fungi; Ascomycota; Eurotiomycetes; Chaetothyriales; Cyphellophoraceae. The record is from RefSeq and is a predicted model, not a curated record.